This is a messenger RNA of Mus pahari (shrew mouse), 3548 nucleotides long. Its product is annotated as zinc finger protein 845-like. Lineage: Eukaryota; Metazoa; Chordata; Mammalia; Rodentia; Muridae. Gene Ontology annotation, molecular function: DNA-binding transcription factor activity, RNA polymerase II-specific; RNA polymerase II cis-regulatory region sequence-specific DNA binding. Gene Ontology annotation, biological process: regulation of transcription by RNA polymerase II. The record is from RefSeq and is a predicted model, not a curated record.
AGUGACUUAUGAGGAUGUGCAUGUGAACUUCACUCAAGAGGAGUGGGCUCUGCUGGAUCCUUUUCAGAAGAAGCUCUACAAAGAUGUCAUGUGGGAGACUUGCAGGAACCUCAGUGCUAUAGGCUUUAAUUGGGAAGCCCAAAAUAUUGAAGAAUAUUGUCAAAAUUCUAGAAGAUACAGAAGGCAUGAAAGGAGUCAGAGUGCAGAGAAACCCUCUGAAUAUACUCAAUGUGUUAAAGGAUUUGCAACAACAAGUCAUCUUAAAGUGCAUUAUAGAAUUCAUUCUGGAGAAAAACCCUAUAAAUGUAAUGAAUGUGAUAAAGCCUUUUCAAAACACUUUGCACUCCAAAAGCAUAUAAGAACACAUACUGGAGAGAAACCCUACAAAUGUAAUCAAUGUGAUAAAGCAUUUUCUGAAAAAGAUAGACUCCAAACACAUGUAAGAAUACAUACUGGAGAAAAACCCUACAAAUGUAAUGAAUGUGAUAAAGCGUUUUCUGAGAAACGUAGACUCCAAACACAUACUAGAAUACAUACUGGAGAAAAACCCUACAAAUGUAAUGAAUGUGAUAAAGCCUUUUCCCAAUACGGUCAUCUCCAAAGACAUAGAAGAAUACAUACUGGAGAGAAACCCUUCAAAUGUAAUAAAUGUGAUAAUUCCUUUUCAAAACACGUUGCACUCCAAAUUCAUAGAAGAACACAUAUCGGAGAGAAACCCUACAAAUGUAAUCAAUGUGAUAAAGCCUUUUCCCAAUACAGUAAACUCCAGAUUCAUAGAAGAUCACAUACCGGAGAGAAACCCUUCAAAUGUAAUCAAUGUGAUAAAGCGUUUUCCCAAUUUGGUAAUCUCCACAUUCAUAUAAGAACACAUACUGGAGAGAAACCUUACAAAUGUAAUCAAUGUGACAAAGCCUUUUCACAACACAGUUGUUUUCAAAGUCAUAGAAGAAGACAUACAGGAGAUAAGCCCUACAAAUGCAAUCAAUGUGAUAAAGCCUUUUGUAUGAAGAGUAAUCUCCAAACACAUUUAAGAAUACAUACUGGAGAAAAACCCUACAAAUGUAAUCAAUGUGAUAAAGCCUUUUCUAUCAAAAGUAAUCUACAAGCACAUUUAAGAAUACAUACUGGAGAAAAACCCUACAAAUGCAAUCAAUGUGAUAAAGCCUUUUCUAUGAAAAGUAGUCUCCAAACACACUUAAGAAUACAUACUGGAGAAAAACCCUACAAAUGUAAUCAAUGUUAUAAAGCCUUUUCUAUGAAAAGUCAUCUCCAAACACAUUUAAGAAUACAUACUGGAGAAAAACCCUACAAAUGUAAUCAGUGUGAUAAAGCCUUUUCUAUAAAAAGUAGUCUCCAAGCACAUUUAAGAAUACAUACUUGAGAAAAACCCUACAAAUGUAAUCAAUGUGAUAAAGCCUUUUCCCAAUACGGUCAUCUCUAAUAUCAUAGAACACAGACUGGAGAGAAACCCUUCAAAUGUAAUGAAUGUGAUAAAGCCUUUUCAAAACACUUUCACUUCCAAAAUCAUAAAAGGACACUUUUUGUAGAAAAGCCUUACAAAUGUAAUCAAUGUAACAAAGACUCCCAACACAGUUGUCUUCAAAUUCAUAGAAGAAGACAUACAGGAGAUAAACCCUACAAAUGUAAUCAGUGUGACAAAGCCUUUUCCCAACCUCGUAACCUCCAAUCACACAGAAGAAUUCAUACUGGAGUGAAAUCUUACAAAUGUAAUGAAUGUGACAAAGCCUCCCACCAUUAUAAUCUACAAAUUAAUAAAAGAAGACAUACUAGAGAGAAGCCUUACAGGUAUAAUCAGUGUGUGAACGUCUUUUCAAAACANGGUCAUCUUCAAAUGAAUGAAAGAAUCCAUGCUGGAGAGACAAGCUACAAAGGAAAUGGAUGUGAGAAAGCCUUUUUACAAUGCCAUCAUUUCUGAAUGUAUAAAUGAACAUACUGAAGAGAAAGACUGUGAAUGUGGUCAUAGUGCUAAUCGUCAUGAGCAUAUUUGUAUUGGCAAGAAUCCUUCUGAGUAUAAGCAGUGUGGUAAAGCCUAUGCCAUGCAAAGUUAUCUCCUAAUGCAACAAGGAGCACAUUCUGGAGAGAGAGACAGACAGAGAGAUAGAGACCGUAUAAAUAUACCCAAUGUGCUAGACCUUUGCAUAUCACAGUUAUCUUUGAAUACCUGAAAGGGCCCAUAAUAUAUCUCAGAAUACAUAAAAGAAACAUUGGACAGAGAAACUCUGUGUGAAUAAUGUGGUAACACAGGGCUUACAGAGUUGUAAGAAACCUGGAAAAAUGAGGAAUGUGGUAAAGCUUGUGUUUGCAGCAGUCAUUUUUUUCUUGAGAAAAAUCCAUGCUGCAGGGUAUCCCUGUAAAUGAAGGCACUGUAGAAAAAUUUUGUACAUCACAUUAUCUGUAUGCGAGAGUAAAACCUUUAGCAUGUACUACAUUGGUUAAAAUUUGCAUGUCACAAAAAUCUUUUAGGACUUUACAGAACUCAAAAAUAAGACAAUCUAUGACUCUGAUGUACAUGGUUCCAUCUUUGGCCAACCCAGUUAUAUUAAUUUACAAAAUAUUAUUCAUUCCUGAGAAAACCUUUAGCAAAUGUCAACUAUCUGUCUGCUCAAGUAUGAUGAUGUCUCUAAUUUGUUUGUCCCUGGAAACUCAUAGGGACAAAAGCCCUGUGAGUUUCAUUGAUAAGGUAACUGGUUUAGAAUUCACAGUUCACUUUAAGUCCAUGAAAUAAUUCAUUCAGGUGUGAAGCACUGUUGGUGAGUAUAAGUACCUUUUUUGUUGUAAGCAAAUGUCUAAGGUGUUAUAGAAAAAUGAAAUCCAGAAGCAGGGUUUCCACCCCAGCUUUGGCCAUUUCAUUUCCAGGUAAUACACACACCACUUUUAUAUUUGUAGUAAACCUUAAUCAACAACAAAUACUGGCUGAUAUCUAUCCUCUAUGCUAUCACGCCUAUUCCCAGCCAGUAAUUUUGUCAUAUAAUAUUGCCUUAUUUCAUCUGGGCUAUACUUAACUCCACUUAGUCACCCCACAUGGCCAUUAUUUUAUUAUUGACCUAACCUAAGGCUGCUUUUUCUCUGUUUAUUAUUGUCUCCUCGUGGUUCUCCUCUGACCUCAGGUCCAGUAUCCCUAAACCCUGUCUAUGUCUUUUCUGCCCAGCUACUGUCCAGCUAUUGAUUGUUGUCAUCUUUAAUAACCAGUCAGAAGUAACUUGAGAGCAAGGUCAAACAGCUUCUCCUGGGUCGGUGUACAGAUCUUGUCUUCCAUGAAGCAAUCAGUUUUUACUUUCCUGCUUUUAACAUUACACUAUAUAGCAAGAGAUGAAACCCCAACAUGAAGGCAAUUUUUAGAAGCAUUUAAAUUUCACCAAAGUUCCAGAGGGAUAUAGGAUCACCAUGAUAUCGACAGGGCAACAAGUGUCAUUUGUGGUAGCUAAAGGAGGAGGUCAGAGCUCAUGUCCUCAACCUAUAGCCUUAAAGAGAGUGUUAGAGCCAGGCGUGGUGUCACAGACCUUUAAUCCCAGCGCUUGGAAGGCAGA